GGUUUCCUCUUCCGGAGACAGGGGUCAAUCAGGGAGGCGGGAAAUAGCGCGCAUCCGUCGCCUCUGCCCCGGGCUUGGGCGGCCCGAUUUGGCGGCCAUGGCGAUGUCGUGGAAGCCUGUCCUGCAGCCCUGGAUCCGGGAGCUGCUCCUCGGGCUGGAGCCUGGAGAGAGCUCCGGUCUGGAGGAGAAGGGAGAGGGGCUUGGGCAGCUGCUGGAGGUGAUUGAGGAAGCAGAGCCUGGAGGGAGCCUGGAGCUGCCUGAUGGAGCGGCCGCUGCCAUCCUGCUGGUGACCGACGGGACCCACAGUGUGCAUUGCCUGGUGACCCCCGAGGCCCUGAGCAUGGCAGCCUGGGAAGAGAAGCACUUUGGUUUUAGGAGGGCAGUGGGCCGGCUGCUGCUGCUGCAGGACUUCAGAGUGUCGGUUCAAAAGGUGGCUGAGACUUCCAUGGGGAAUGGGGAGUUCUACCUGUGGGUACAUCGCUUCAUCCUGCUGCCCACGGAGCUCCCCAGGGAGGGAGUGACAAGCUGUAACUGGGACCCAGCUGUUCGAAGAAAACUUAAGGAGUAUAAAAAGCACCAUGAAAGGGAGAGGACUCCCCCUAACAUAGAUCGAAGUUCUACAUUGUCCCAGUUGCUGGAAGAGAUGUGUGAAGACCGACGGAGCUUACUAAGCUGUCAGGCCCAGAGCUGCCUGGAGCUGGGAGGUUCCCAGGGGGGUUCUCUGCCCCUUACUCGAUGGGAAGCCUCUCGAAGGAGGGCCCAGGGAGAAGCUGUGUUCAGUAUUCCAGGCCUGAGGCUGCAUAUUAGUGAAGAAGAGGAGGACACCCUUCAGAACCUGAGGGCAGUGUCUGAAAACAGCCCUGAGCUUCAGAGUUUAGAGAGGACCCCAGCAGACCCCUGGCAAUUACUUCCUGCCCUGUCCUUGACACAAUCCUCUUCCUCUUCUUCUUCCUAUGUAGAGGCCCUGGACUGUUUGCCCUUCUCGACUGAGGGAAGCCCAAGUCACCUAAAGGAUAACUUCACCAACAACCGGGAAUCCCCUUCUUCCGGGUGCAGGGAGCCCAUCGACCUGCAGCAGCCAGUAUAUCUAGGGACAAGUGGGAAACCCCCCAGCAUCAGUGGCCAUCAGCAGCCCCUUGGAGCCCUGUUGAGGACUAGGGCUAGGGCUAGGGCCAGGGGAAGCAAGGACAGACCAGGAAACAGGAGGGCCAGCCUGGAGUUCGUGAGCAAGAGGGCCAAGGGUACCCUCUGGGUUCCAGAGAGUGCUCCGUCAGGCAGCUCCAGCCCAGGAGAAGGCCCAGCCUCAGCCAGGGUCCCUCCAGAGAGACACCUGGAUGGCUCACCUUUCCAGUACAAGUACCCAGAGCCCUGUGUCCGCCUCUGCUCCCAGGUUGUAGCUACCAGACUCUGCCCAUCACUCCUGGACUGGGCCAGACAAGUACUAAUGGAGAGCGACCUGGUGGAGGUGUGA
This is a messenger RNA of Phascolarctos cinereus (koala), 1471 nucleotides long. The record is from RefSeq and is a predicted model, not a curated record. NCBI's taxonomy places the organism in Eukaryota, Metazoa, Chordata, Mammalia, Diprotodontia, Phascolarctidae.